This is a messenger RNA of Ceraceosorus bombacis, 555 nucleotides long. The record is from the annotation of a GenBank genome assembly. NCBI's taxonomy places the organism in Eukaryota, Fungi, Basidiomycota, Exobasidiomycetes, Ceraceosorales, Ceraceosoraceae.
AUGAGGCUCGAGAGAGCGUGAGUGGGUCCCGUCACCUCGCACAGAGAGCGCGACGCUGAUGCUUUGAUAAUAUCCCGUUGCAGUCUGUUGUACGAGUAUCUAGACGCAGAGCUAGGCGCAGCAGCUCCAGGUCUCCCCACGCGUCCACAACAUCCAAUCGCUCAUCCAGCCACGACGGAGCAAGAAUACGCAGCAUCACGUACCGCCUUACCACCCAAACCCGAGUCCAAUCUGCAAAGUGCCGAUCGUCCCUCUGACCCAUCGCUCUUGCUGAAUGCCAAGGGCGGACGGAGCAUCUCACAAUCGCGCGAAGCGGUGGAUGCGUAUGUGAUUGGGGAAAAGGAAAAGAGGAAAGCGGCGGAACUUGCCGCGCAGCAGCAGCAGACACUUGCUGAUCAGAACGGGAGUGAAGCGACACGAGAGGGAGGAGAGGAUGGGAAUGCUAUGGAGGUGGACGCUGUGGAGAAUGCGAGCUCGAAUACGCCUGGUCCGGCAGCUGCAAGUCGGGUCAAGAUCACCAUCAAAAGGAGCGCCGGGCCUAAUACCGCUGCUUAA